AUGACCGAAAUUCAACCACAAUUGACUAACACCAAAGAACCCGUGUGCGUUACCGGAGCAAAUGGAUUCAUCGGGUCAUGGAUUGUCAAAACCCUCUUAGAACGCGGCUACACGACGAUCCACGCUUCCAUUUUCCCGGGCUCCGACCCAUCUCACAUCUUAUCUCUUCCCCGCGCCGGACUGGCGGCGGUGGUGGUGCACGAGGCCAACCUAUUGGACGCUGAUGCUGUGUCCAAAGCAAUCGAGGGAUGUGCCGGCGGCGGAGUCUUCCACGUGGCGUCCCCUUGCACGCUGGAGGACCCGGUUGACCCGCAGAAGGAGCUGGUGGAACCGGCGGUUCAGGGCACUCUGAAUGUACUCGCCGCCGCCAAGAAGUUCAACGUCAGGAGGGUCGUGCUGACAUCAUCCGUCUCGGCGAUGUUGCCGAACCCGAGUUGGCCUAUAGACAAGGUGUUUGAUGAAACGUCAUGGACUGAUCUUGAUUACUGCAUCUCUCGCAAGGCAUGGUAUGCAGUAUCGAAAACACUGGCUGAAAAAGCUGCAUGGGAAUUUGCAGAGAAGAACAAAUUGGAUAUAGUUGCAAUUAACCCAGUGACAUGUCUUGGCCAACUUUUGCAACCUAACUUAAAUGCAAGCUGUGCUGUUCUGCAACAGCUGCUGCAGGGAUCAAAAAAUACACAAGAGAAUUAUUGGUUGGGAGCUGUGCAUGUCAAAGACGUGGCCGAGGCACAAGUUCGACUCUUUGAGACUCCUGAUGCUUCUGGAAGAUAUCUUUGUACUAAUGGAAGCUACCAGUUUGGGGAUUUUGCACAGAGAGUCUCAAAACUCUUUCCUGAAUUUCCUAUUCACAGGUUUGAAGGUGAAACUCAACCAGGUUUGGUAGCUUGUGAAGAUGCUGCAAAGAGAUUAAUCAACUUGGGAGUAGUUUUUACGCCCGUGGAAGAUGCUGUCCGUGACACGGUGGGUAGCCUUAAAGAAAAAGGCUUCCUGGGACAGCAAGAUUAA
Oldenlandia corymbosa var. corymbosa is the source of this 1005-nucleotide messenger RNA. NCBI's taxonomy places the organism in Eukaryota, Viridiplantae, Streptophyta, Magnoliopsida, Gentianales, Rubiaceae. The record is from the annotation of a GenBank genome assembly.